AUGAAUCCCUGGGAAGAGGCCCUCGGCGCUUCUGCUUCCGAGAUCGUGGAACUUCUGGAGCAGGAUGCUUCCUCCUUCCCACCCUUGACGCUGAGUCCAAAGGCGGAGAGGCCUCAAGUGCAGUCUGCGUGGACCAGGCGCUUGCGGCUGGAGAAGGACCACGGAGUCUCCACGGCCACGACACCUUCCGCUCGUUCUGGUGUGCCUCCCACGCCACCACCCCGAGAGCCCCCGCAGCUGCAGCUCGUUCAGCCAGCGGCAUCAUUGGCACAGUCCUCGAUGCAGCCGCCGGUGCCGCAGCCAGCAGCGCCUGCCGUGCAGCCAGCAGCGAAACCAGCAGCCCAACCAGCAGCAAAGCCAGCAGCACAGCCAGCAGCACAGCCAGCAGCACAGCCAGCAGCACAACCAGUGGCACAGCCAGCGGCACAGCCGCCGCCGCAGUCGCCAAGCAAUGCAGCAGGGAGUGAGACGACCCGGAUGAAAGAGAGUGCCCUUAAGGGGCCUCAGGAAUUUGCGGCCCCGGCGGUGCCCAGCGAGGCCGCGCCCGAUAUGUUCGAAGACGACCUGGGGAGUGAUUCCUUCCGCAGCCUUUCGGAGGACGACGAGUUGGACUCGGAGGUGGCGGAGGAGGAGCCGGAGCCGGCAUCAGCCGAGGCAGAGAAGCUGGAGAAGCUGCUUGCCGAAAUGCAGCAGCAAGCAGACGUGCUUAGCGUGGGUGACCUGAAAGAUCGCCUCGUGUCCGGCACCUUCCGUGUCCUGUCCGGGUCCGACUUCCGGAACCGGCGAUCCCGAGCGCAGAUCAUCGUGGACCAGGGCCCCCCUAGCAUGCUGGGCCGCCGGGUGCACGUGAUCGGGGCGAUGAACCGCAACCACGCCUGGGACCAUGACCGCUGCUGGGUCCGGGUCCUCGCGGCCAGGGUGGAGGUCGAGGAUGGUCAGGUGGCCCGGCGGCAGCGUAGGACCGAGGACCUGAAGCGACCCUGGGACCCCGCGACUGCGGAGGCCACGGUGCUUUUUGGGCAGGUGCUGCAUGCAGUGCAGCAGCUGAGCCCCCGACAGAGCAAGGUGGUCUGCGUGCGCAGCCGCCUGGUGCGCAGCCUCAAGAGCAUGUGCUUCCGCCCCAUCAACGGCAAGUUCCCCUUGAUCACGGUACCCUGGAACCCACUGAAGCCGCCUCCUGAGCUCCACGACCUCCACGUCGUCGAUCUCCAGUGCUGGAAGAACCAGCUUCCCAUGGGUUGCCACGAGGAAGUGUUGCACAUGCAGAGCCGCGACUCCGACGAGACCGUGCUCUAUGCCAUCAAGAGGUCGCUAAACUUCUGCGACUGGGAGGAUCACUCGGUCCUGAGCUCCAUCCCCAUCGGCGACGUGCAGCACCAGGAGCUGCUGCAACGCAGCCGUCGGCGCCAGGACCUGCGGCACCAACUGGCCGUGUGCAUCGAGCAGCCGGGUUGGCCGGGGAACCUUGCCUUGUCCCUCACGGAGGAGGCCUUGCAGGUGCAUGUCUUGGAUGUGUCUGCCUACAUGGCCAACGACAUGUCUGGGAAGGACUUGGAGCUUCAAGCGCGGAGCAGGGCCUGCAGCGCCUGGCUCGCCGACCACCUUGACCGGCCCUCUUCGGCGAGCCUGCCGCUGCUGCAGCCGGAGUUCAUCGACAAGGUGGGCUUCGCCGAUGCCGCGGAGCGCUUGGCCCUGACCUUCACGAUCCCGCGAGACCCGAGGGCGCCGCCCAUGUCCAUCGAGCACUGCGAGUCGAUCGUGCGCUGCCACCAGCGCCUCAGCUACGUGGAGGCCGAGCAGAGCAUCGCUGGCGGAGGGGGCUGCGAAGAUGUCGCCGCCUUGCUUCAGGGCUUGUCCCUGUUCACGGAGCAGUUGGAGGCCGCAGCCCUCCAGGGCGGCGAGUCUUUCCCCUUGGAGCACUGGGAUCCGCAAGUCGGGUUGCGGGACCCCCUGGCAGCGGCCACGCUGCGGGCCCGGCGCAUCGUGGGCUGCUGCUCCUUCCUGGUGAACCGCUAUGCGGGGUACGUGUUGAGCGACGUGGCCCUCUGGCACGGCUUUCUCCAAGACCAGGCAGACAAGCCGUCGAUGCCCUGUUGGGUCUUCGCGAAGCCGGACGCCCAGAACCACCGCUCCCUUCAUCGGCUGCUCCGCCAGCAUUCCGGCAGCGUGUCGGCUGGGAUCAGCACACGGGAAGUGCUCGAGGCCCUGAGCUCGGCCUUGGACCAGGAUCGCCUCACCGGAGUUCAGCAGUACGCCCUGCAGAAGGCCUUCCUGCGGCAGAUACGGAUGGCGCUGCCGGGAGGCUUCUACCGCUGCCAGGCGGCGGUGGAGGAGGCCAAGCGGCCGCGGCAGCUGUUUCAGCGCCCGCGGAUCUUCCACGUCUCCGCUCCUCUGGAUCGGUACAUCGACAUCCUUGGCCAGCGGCUGCUGAAGCGGUUGAAGGGAUGGCAGCCCGGCGUCGGCGAGACCUGGCUCCGGCCAACGGUGCAGCAGAUCCGGGAGACAGUCGACCGCACGAACCCGCGCCUGGACGGAUUGCGUUUCGCCGGAUUCAUCUACCGCCAGAUCUGCAUGAUGCGAGACUUGCGGUGCUCCUCAAAGAGAGUUCCCAACGCCGUGGUGGGCUUCGUGGGGCCGUCUAUGUUCGAGGUACUGGUGCCGCUCGCGUCCAGCGCGCACGUGAGCCUGCAGGUUCCCACCAGUGUCGGUGGGUGGCGGCACAUCCGGCGCCCAGCGCCCUUGUUGGAUGUUGUGCAAGAAGCCAUUGAAGGAAGCUUGACCUCGUCGCUGGAGUUCGACACGGAGAUGCAGUGCCUCCGAGUGGUGCCGCUGGGCCACCGAACUCAAGACAUCCCAGAACACGGACCCCUGGCGGAAGAGCAGCAUGCGAGCACGGUGGAGCAUCGAGCCAUGGGGUGCCACCAAGGCCGGAGGAGGGAGGAGUUUUAUGAGGUGUCGCCCCCGCUUGCCGAGGUCGAGGUCACGGUUUCCAGGAAUUUCGCCCAGCCCAUCGACCACCACGCGGCCGCGAAUGCCAUGAUAGUCUCGAACAUCGUGUUCGACACUUGCUCGGGGCCCGUGGACAUGAGCAUCGGGCACCGGAUGUACCCUGAAGUCUUCUCCGAGUUCCCUGACCUGAAGGACUGCCACCUCAUGGAAACGCAGCUUCAUGCGUACGCGACAACGUGGUCCAAGAUCUGGCGAUGCCGCACGCACGCAGGGGCAGCCGCAGCCGCUGCCUACUCGCAGCCGUUGCAGCCCUCGAGGCUUCAGCUGCUCGAAGGGGCCUUCGAGUGCGUCUCGGCGGGCAAUGUCCUGCUGGGCUCCGAGGAGAUCCGCUUUGAGAAAGGCGACCUCGCGAUUCUGCGCUGUGUGGACGGCGACCGCGAGGUGCUGCUGUAUGGCUUAGUGGAGGAGUUCCAGCCCGCCAAGACGCAGUACAAGGUCAAGCCCUGCAACCGGGGGGCCCACUGCAGCCGACAGAACUGCGACUUCUUGCACCCGGGAGAGGAGGUCCAGGAGGCCCUCUUCGCCCUCCGCGUGCAGCUCUCCGAGGUGAGCGCCCUGGCGCGGCGCCACCAGGGCGAGGCCUUGCUCGGCGCCCUCCGCCGCCUCGGCAGCGCGGCCUUGCGCCUGCAGCUGGUCGGAAUACCCGUCGUGGACCGCCAGAACCUGAAUUUGGUGAAGCAGCUGCCGGAGAAGCUGCGCACGCGCCAGGGCCGCGCCGAAGCCUCCCCUGUGGCCGCGCACCUCACGCAAUUUCGGGCCCCGAAUGUGGAGCAGGAGGAUAGGGAGAAGAGGCCUCUGGCCAGCAUCGCGCAGGUGGAGCGGGCCAUCAGACAUGGGCAGUACCAGGUCACGGGCACCAGCAUCAACGAGCUGCAGCUUGCUGGGCUCCAGUGCGGUCUGCAGCACGACUUCUCGGUGAUCCAGGGCCCUCCAGGCACCGGGAAGACCACCUUCCUGGUGCAUCUCGUCACCGCCCUCGCGAACCUGGAGCUGGAUCCCACGCUGCCGCGCUUCCGGGCCGAGAAUGCUCGGAGUGGUUCUUCACGUCCCGCUGCGCAAGAGCGGGCAGGAAGAAUUCUGGUGACGACGCCGUCGAACCAGGCGGCUGACGAGUGCCUGCGCAAGCUGGUCAAGGACACCACAAUCCCACGGCAGUACAUCACCAGAGUGUACGCGCGAACCAUCGAGUACAAGUACGGCAGCAAGCUGAAGGGCGACCCCCUGGACUCCGGCAUCUCGCGAACGGAGCACAAGGUGGCAGAUGACCUGCAACCCUACUCGCUGCACUUCAAGGUCAUCAACAGCCAGGAGGUGCAGCGUGUGGAGGGGAGACCGCAGGGUGACUACGACCAGGCUUACGAGGCGAGGGAGCAAGCCAUCCUGGAGAAGACGAAGAUCGUGAUCACAACCUGCAGCUCCGCCCUCUCACACGGUGCCCUGAAGGAAGCACCCAAGCCGGACAAAAAGAGAGGCCCUGGUUUGACUUUCCGAUCCGUGAUUGUGGAUGAGUGCGCCCAGGCCACCGAGCCGGAGGUCGUCCUGCCUUUGCUGCGUGCGCAAGACAGGGCCAUCCUCAUCGGUGACCACAAGCAGUUGGGCCCGGUGGUCACCGAGCACAACCUCUGCAAGGCCUACCUCGUCAUGCUGGAGAGGCCGAUCCUGGAGAGGCUCGCCAACCGCCGGCCCGACCGCGACACAGGACCCACGCGCAGCUUCGCAUCGACGAUGCUCGAGAAGCAGUACCGCAUGCACGACACUAUCUGCUCCUUCCCGUCCAAGCACUUCUACGACAACCGCCUCCAGAAUGCACAGGGCUUGUCUCUGAAACCGCCUGUGCCGAGCGUGUGGCCGAGCAAGACAGACCGAGUUGUCUGGUACGAUUGCUCCCACCCGCAUCGUCUUGGCAGCGUGAUCAGCGUAGGCAACGCCCGCUCACUCAACACGACAGUACUGGAGAACAACACCUCGUUGGAGAACGAGGGCGAGGCAGACAUCAUCAUCAAGGUGUACUGGAAGUUGAUGGAGAGCGGCCACUGCCGGGCCGAGGACGUCGCCAUCGUCACGCCCUACAAGGCACAGGAGCAGCACAUCCAGCGGAGGCUGAAGGAGCUCCCGGGCAGCCUGGGCAAGUCUGCUGGCAUGACUGCUGUGGGGACGGUCUUCAGCAUGCAAGGCUCGGAGCGCCACUACAUCCUCUUGAGCUUCGUGCGAAGCACGGCGGAAGGAUGGGCGCUCAGCCACCUCUCCAUGCAAGGCUCCGCCAACGAGCUGCGCGUGUCCGUGUCCCAGCAGAACCCGGGCCUUCGGCAGACCUUCGAGAGCCACAUCGGAAUUGCCGGAAAGGCGACGCUGCUCAACGUCGCGCUGACCCGAGCGAAAAGCGGGCUUGUCAUCGUGGCGAACCGCACCAUCUUGAGCGAGGGCUCCGAGGACUUCUACCAACUCGCCACCGAUUUGGAGACCCGGGGAUGCUUCGUCCCCGAGGAUUGCUGUUGA
Messenger RNA from Symbiodinium natans, 5505 nucleotides. The record is from the annotation of a GenBank genome assembly. NCBI's taxonomy places the organism in Eukaryota, Dinophyceae, Suessiales, Symbiodiniaceae.